This is a messenger RNA of Catharus ustulatus (Swainson's thrush), 2310 nucleotides long. RefSeq names its product cytoskeleton-associated protein 2-like. The record is from RefSeq and is a predicted model, not a curated record. Lineage: Eukaryota; Metazoa; Chordata; Aves; Passeriformes; Turdidae. Gene Ontology annotation, cellular component: mitotic spindle; centrosome; cytosol. The transcript is spliced from 8 exons. Bases 94 to 2085 code for a protein of 663 amino acids.
GCUCCCCGGUGCUGAGGGCUCCGCGGUGCUGAGGGGUGCGGGCCCCCUGGGGGCCUGUGAGGGCGGAAGAGAACGGGGCUGUGAGGCGCUGCGAUGCAGAGACCCUGCUUAAGGAACUGGACUAAUCACCUGAAUGCACCCUUAGAACCAGUUUCUAAACUCAAGCAUAUGAGGGCUGCUUUGUCUUUCCAGGUUGACAGGAGCAAGAAGGGUGUUUUUGGGAAUGUGAUGGCGGGUGCUCAAGAGGAUGGCAGGCUUGGAGCCAAAUCUGUGCAGCACACUGGCCAUACUGUUCAGAAGAAGCCUUCAAAUACAUCCCAGGGAGCAGGAAGGGUACAGCCAGGGAACAUCAUGAUGCUUCCUGCUUCUACACAGGCUAGUGGCAGGCUCCCACCUUCAGGCUCUGCUCACCUAAACCCAGAAAGGAACCAGAAGCCUGCACAGGAGACUGUCAGUGCUGCAGCAGCUCAGGUGGGAAGUGACCACCCUCCUCCUGGAGCACCUCACUCUCUGAAUAAGGGGCUGCAGGGCAGGCUGGUCUGCCACAAGGAAAACUUCGACCCACGAGCCUCCACAUCCCUGGAGCCAAGCAGAACUUUCCAAUCUGAUGCAAACAGUCUCAGGAAGACAGGAGUCUUGGCCCACAGGCAAAGUUCAGCUGUAACAUCAAGGCCUGUUCUGGGUCCAAAAGGCAGAAUUAGUAACCAGCAGCCUAAGGAAGAGCCAGUUGUGGACAAAUUCAGGAAAAGCCUGUCAGAAUCAAAGAACAUAUCUCAAAAUACAAGUAUCAGAACUCAGCCAUUGCAGCCCUCUGGAUUCCUUCCUGCUUCUGCUGAUUUGCUACUUAAGAACUCUGGGACAAACCAGGGAAAAACUUCUGUGUUGAGGCAACCUGGCAGCACUCCAGGGGGAAGUCUUAAGCACCAUGGCCAACCUCCCCCAGCUAGAAGAUCUCCCACCAAGCCUCCCACUUUGGGCAAGCCCCAGGGUACCACAAACCUGGAAACCAGCCUGAACCCAGGUGUCACUUUGCCAUGGCCAAGGCCCAUGGUUAAAGAGGACAUGGACAGGAAGGACAUGAGGCUGGUACUUCCUGGACACACAGCAGCAUGCCAAGGGACAGGUCACCCAAACCAGUCCUGCAGCUGGUUGCACAGCUCCAAAACUCACAUACUUGAGGAUGGUUUGAGGGGAGAGCAGCUUAAGCCAGAACUGCCGAAGGCAAGUGGCAUGCAAGCUAGGCGGAUUCCAAGGAUCCCAUCAGCUGCAGACCGUAAGAAACAGCUGGAGGAGUGGUUGGCAUCCAAAGGCAAGAAAUACAAGCGACCACCGAUGGCGCAGCUUCAGAAGCAGGCAGUGAAACCAUCCUGUAGGAAGGUCAAAGCAAAAGAGAAUCAAGAGAAUCCAGAGCAGCACUGCCAAGUGAUGAUCGAUGGCAUAUUAACUGAGUGCCUGAAGCUCAUUGAGGAGGGUGUCCAUGCAGAGGAGAUCUCAGCGGUGCUGUCCCUUGUGCCCCAGGCAGAGAAAUUUGCCAAAUUCUGGAUCUGCCAAGCAAAGAUGCUGGCCCAGAGUGGCCCCUUUGACGUGUUGCAGCUGUACAGAGAAGCAGUCGUUGCUGGGGCUGAGCCAAUCGAGGAGCUCAGGGAAACUGUUCUCAAUAUUUUGAAGGAUGCAGACCAAAAAUUGGAAGGAGAAAAGGUGGAGGAACCCAUUCAUUGGGAGCCUAGGAGGUGUUGUCCAGGUGAGAGGCAGCCCAUAGCAUCGACUCCAGGCCUGGUGGGGAGGCCUGUGACCUCCCUUCCCCUCUCAGUCAAGUUACAGGUUACACCUGUAUCCAGAGGAAGGGAAUUCCUGGAAGGCCCAGAAUGGAAAUUUCUGACACCUGUGCGGCGCUCCCUACGGAUUGAGAGGGCUGGGAAUCACUACCCAGAGAUGUUGAAGGACCAUGAUCCUGUGGUAUCAUCCCUCAGUGAAAUCCUGGAUGCUGAGGAGGAGACUUGCUUCAUCUUCCGGAAAAACCUUCUGGCUUUGCCAGAAGUGACAGAGCUGGAGGGUUUGAGUUCAUAUCCCCUUGAGAGCUCCUGAGGGGUUCCCAGCAGGGAGAGGCUGCCUGCCCACCAUGCUGCCUGGUCCACACUCCCCUGACUGCUCUUGCCUCAGAUGUAGAGAGGAGCAAGCCUGUUUUAAAUUCUGUUUUAAAUUCUGUUUUAAAUUCUGUUUUAAAUUCUGUUUUAAAUAUCUAAAAACUGUUUUAUAUCUAAAUUCUAGUAUCUAAAUUCUGUUUAAAAUAUAUUAAAAUUUGCAGUGAGA